GUUCUGCUGCUGCUGCAGUGCCACGCCGCAGCUUAUCUCGUGGCAGCUCCUUAGGUAGACCUGCUGCUGCUGCUGCUGCUGCUGCUGCACCUAGGGGUACAUCAGAGGGCCCUGCAGCAGCAAAAACAGCAAUAGUACGUAAGGCAGUGGGGCCCCCAGGGGCCCCCCAAGAGGGGCCCAAGGGGGCCCCCCCCUCUAUAUUAUCCAAGGCACGUAUGGUAAAGAAAGCAGCACCUGCUGCUGCAGCUAAGACAGCAGCAGCAGCACCAGCAGCAACAGCAGCAGGACCUGUACGUCUUAGUAGUGCAGAUACAAGAAAAAAAGAAAAAGAAAAAGAAGAAGAAAAAAAAAAUAUGCCUAUGCGUCUUGUACCUAAGGCAAUUACCCCUAAGACAGCAGCAGCAGCAGCAGCAGCAGCAGCAGCAGCAGCAGCAACAGCAGCAGAUGCAGCAGCAGAUAAAGCAGCAAAAGAUGCAGCACCAGCAGCAAAAGAUGCAGCAGCAGGGGAUAAAAAGCCUGAAGAAAAAGAAGCAGCAGAUGCAGCAGCAAAAGCAGCAACAGCAGCAACAGCAGCAACAGAAGCAGCAGCAGCAGCAGCACCUGCUGCAGAACCUGCAGCAAAAGCAGCAGCAGGACCACCACCAGUUAAGAAGGUAUUAACAAAGAAAGCAGCACCUGCUAUUAAGCCUCCUGCUGCUCCUGCUGCUCCUGCUGCUCCUGCUGCUGCUGCUGCUGCUGCUGCUCCUGCAGCAGCAGCAGAAGCAGCAGAAGGGGCAGCAGCAACACCUGCUGUUCCCUCUAAGAAGACAAUUGUUAAGAAAGCAGCACCUGCUAUUAUGCUGCGGAGAGGCAGCGCAGCAGCAGCAGCAGCAGCAGCAGCAAAAGCACCUGCAGCAGCAGACGCAGCAGCAGCAAAGGCACCUGCAGCAGCAGAUGCAGCAGAUAAGAAACCUGAGGAAGCAGCAGCAGCAAAAGCAACAGACAAAAAGCCUGAGGAAGCAGCAGCAGCAGAUGCUGCAGAUAAGAAGCCUGAGGAAGCAGCAGCAGCAGAUGCAGCAGAUAAGAAGCCUGAGGAGGCAGCAGCAGCAGCUGCUGCUGCUGCAGAUAAGAAGGACGAGGAAGCAGCAGCAGCAGCAGAUGCAGCAGAUGCAGCAGAUAAGAAGCCUGCAGCAGAAGCAGCAGCAGAAGACAAGCCUGCAGCAGAAGCAGCAGAUGCAGCAGCAGCAGCAAAAGAAGAGAAACCUGCAGCAGCAGCAGCAGCAGCAGCAGAUAAAGCUAAGGAAGAGGAAGCAAAAGAAACAAAAGAAAUAAAACAUUCAUUAGCAGCAGCAGAAGCAGCAGCAGCAACAGCAGCAGCAGCAGCAGCAGACACACAAAGAUUAACUUCCUUAGAGUUAGCUAUGAAGGCAGCAGAGACACAAAUAAAACAGGAAGCAGCAGCAAAGGCCCCUGCUGCUGCUGCUGCUGCUGCAGCAGCAGCAGCAGCAAAGCCUGCUGCAGCAAAGAUGCUGCUGGCAAAGAAAGCUGUGAUGCUUACAGGCAAAGCAGCAGCAGCAGCAAAAACUGCAGCAACAGCAGCAGCAGCAGCAAAAACAGCAGCAACAGCAGCAGCAGCAGCAAAGAAGGCUGAGGAACCUAAGGUAGGUGCUGCAGCAUCAGCAGCAAAGACACCCCAAGAACAACCAAAGAAAGCAGCAGCAGCAACAGCAGCAACAGCAGCAAAGACAGCAGCAACAGCAGCAGCAACAGCAGCAAAGACAGCAGCAGCAGCAGCAGCAGAACCUAGGAAAGCAGCAGGUCUUCCUCCUGCUAAGGUCCCCUUAAGGAAAGCAGCACCGACCCCAGCAGCAGCAGCAAAAGCAGCAACUGCAGCAGCAGCAGCAACAGAGCCAGCAGCAGCAGGAGAAGCAGCAGCAGAUGCAGCAGCAGAGAAGACACCGGCAGAGGAUACGCCAGCUACAGAGGGAACUGCAGCAGCAGCAAAAGCAGCAACUGCAGCAAAAGCAGCAGCAGCAGCAGCACCAAAGAAAAUGUUAGUAGUAAAGGCAGCCCCUAAGACAGCAGCAAAAGCAGCAGCAGCAGCAAAAGCAGCAGCAGCAGCAGCAAAAGCAGCAGCAACAGAGAAGGCAGCGCCAACGGCAAAGACAGCAGCAGCAGAGAAGACAGAAGCAGCAGAGAAGACAGCAGCUGCAGAAGAGAAGCCAGCAGCAGCAGCAGCAGCAGCAGCAGCAGAGAAGGAAGAGGGAGAGGGGGGCCCCCCUAAGCCUAAGACAGACACGGAGAAGAAGGAGGCCCCUAAGGCAGCAGCAGCAGCAGCAGCAGCAAAACCUUUGCUGCAGCAGCACGCAGCAAAAGCAGCAAAAGCAGCACCUAAGGCAGCUGCAGCACAUAAAGACACAGAAGGGGAAGCAGCAGCAGCAGCAGCAGGAAAGAAGCCAGCAGCAGGAGCAGCAACAGCAGCAGCAGCAAAGGCACACCCAAGACCAGUACCAAAAGCAGUCCCCAAGACACCAGCAGCAGCAGCAGCAGCAGCAACAGCAGCAGCAGCAGCAGCAGCAAAUAAAGAGGAGGCACAUAAGACAUUGAAGGUCAAGGCCCCCCCUAAGCGUCCUGCAGCAGCAGCAGCAGCAGCAAAGUCUGCUACUGCAGCAGAGGGUUCGGGGGCCCCCAAACCUGCAGCAGCAGCAAGCGAAGGGGCCCCCUCAAAGGAAGGCGCAGCUGAACCUGCAGCAGCAGCAGCAGCAGCAGAACCAGCAGCAGCAGCAGCAGCAGCAGAACCAUCAGCAGCAGAGAGACAAGACACAGAUGAUACUUCUUCUGUUUCUUCAGACAGUACGUCUCCUGCAGCAGCAGCAGCAGCAGCAGCAGCAGCAGCAGAUAAAAAAGGAGACAGCAGCAGGGUACGUCCUGCUGCUGUGCCGCGGCUAACGCGUCUCCCUUCAAAGGAUAAGGAGGGCCGUCUGGUGCUGCCCCAUAAGACAGCAGCAGCAGCAGCAGAAGGGGCCCCCGAGGGGGCCCCUAAGGGGGGCCCCCAUGAGGGGGGCCCCCAAGAUGCAGCAGAGAAGGAGGUACAAGGGAAGAAGACAAAAGGAUCUGCUGCUGCUGCUGCUGCUACUGCUAAGGCAAAGGCAGCAGAGAAAGGAAAGAAGGUACUAACAGGAGAGGGGGCCCCCGUUAAGGGGGGGGCCCCCAAGGAAGAAGCAGCAGCAGCUGCAUCUCCUGCAGCAGCAGCUGCAUCUCCUGCAGCAGCCGCAGCUGCUCCUGCAGCAGCAGCAGCAGCAGGUGCUGCAUCCCCCAAGGAAUUAAUUGCUGCUGUUUCCUCAACAGAUAAGAAGGGAAUUGUAUCACCAGCUGAACAAGAGCAUAAGGAAGAAGAGAAGGGCCCCCUUAGUCAUGCCAGCAGCAAAAAGGAGAUUGGUGGGGCCCCCACUACCCCAGAAGCAGCAACAGCAGCAGCAGCAGAAGCAGCAGCAGCAGCAGCAGCAACUGCAGCAGCAGCAGAUGCAGGUAAAGCCCUUAUUAAACAAAAAUCUGUAGAGGUGCAGCAGCAGCCAGAGGCUGCUUCGACUGCAGCAGAAAAAGCAGCAGCAGCAGCAGCAGCACCUGCUGCAGCAGCAGCAGCAGCAGCAGCAGCACCUGCUGCAGCAGCAGCAGCAGCAGCACCUGCUGCAGCAGCAGCAGCAGCAGCAGAAGGGGCCCCUAUAAAGCAGCAAUCUAAGACAGCAAUGGAUCGUCAGCCAUCGAAGAAAGAUGACAAGGAAGCAGCUGCUGCAGCAGAAUCUGCUGCUGCUGCUGCUGCUGCUCCUGCUACUGGUUCAUUAGCUGAACGUUUUGCUGCGCUGCAGCAGCAAGAAGCAGCAAAAGAAGCAGCAAAAGAAGCAGCAAAGACAAGCAGACAAUCAUCUCUUUCUUCUAUAGGAGAACAAUCCUUACCUUCUGCUGCUAAGAAACAACUCUCCUCAGGUAUAAUAAAGCAGAUAUCCUCUGCCUCUGUAUCAUCACGGAAGUCGUCUCCGCGUACUGUUGGAUCCCCGAUCCUGUCAAGGGGCCCCUCAAAAUUGGGGGGGCCCCCCAUGGGGGCCCCCCUUGGGGGGCCCCCCUCGCCGUCUGCAGGGCAGCAGUCACCUCAUGGAGCAGCAAGUCCUGCUGCAGCAGCAGCAGCAGCACCAGAAGACAUGCAUGCAGCAGGAGCAGCAGGAGAAGGAGCAGCAGCAGCAGCAGAAGCAGGUUACUGGGAUGAGGAAGGUAAUUGGGUACCUAUAGAUACACAAGAAGAUUCUUCUUAUGCUGCAGCAGGAGGAACAAGUCCUGCAUCUGCAGCAGAUCCAGCAGCAGCAGCAGCAGCAGGAGCAGCAGGAGCAGCAGAUGCAGCAGAUGCAGCAGCAGGAUACUGGGACGAACAGGGCAACUGGAUACCAACAGCAGCAGCAGCAACAGCAGCAGAUGGCUACUAUGAUGAGCAAGGGAACUGGAUAUACACUGGAGGUUAUGAUGAGCAGCAGCAGCAGCAGCAGCAGCAAGGCAGCUGGGGGCAGCAGCAAGAUGAUUACUAUUAUUACCAGCAGCAGCAGCAGCAGCAGCAGCAGCCAGAGCAGCAGCAGCAAUGGGGGGAUGGAUAUGGAGGUUAUUAUGACCAACAGGGUCAGCAGCUAACACCAGAGCAGCAGCAGCAGCUGCAGCAGCAGCAGCAGCAACAGUACCCCAUGGAUGGCUACUGGGACGAACAAGGCAACUGGCAGCAGCAGCAGCAGCAGCAGCAGCAGGAAGGGUACCAACCUAAUGGGUGCCGCUGCAGCAGCAGCAGUACUAGCUGCAGCAGCAGCAGCAGCAGCAGCAGAAGCUGCAGUAGUAGAAGUAGUAAUAGCAGCAGCAGUAUUAGCAGCAGCAGUAGUAGAUGUAGCUGCAGCAGUAGUAGCAGCAGCACUAGUAGCAACAGCAGCAGCAAUAGCAGCAGCGUUAGUAGUAGUAGCAGCAACAGCAGCAGCAGCAGCAAUAGCAGCAGCGUUAGUAGUAGUAGUAGUAGUAGCAGCAGCAGCAGCAGCGGCAGUACGCCGCCACAGCAGCAGUACUGCAGUAGUAGAAAUCAAUGUAGCAACAGCAGCAGCAGCAGUAUGUGUUGA
Molecule: messenger RNA, 5120 nt
Organism: Eimeria maxima
Lineage: Eukaryota; Apicomplexa; Conoidasida; Eucoccidiorida; Eimeriidae
Exons: 6
Source: RefSeq, a predicted model, not a curated record